AUGGCCCCCUCAUUUUGUGCCUCCUUGCUCCUCUCUCUUAUGCUAGCAAUCCUAUUGAUUUGCCCAACAAAUGCAUGGCUAAGUGUGAAGGUAUCAAAAAUAUGCUUAUCUCUGUGCUCUUGGCAUGAAGAUCCUACUUUUUGCUUGCAAACUCUCCAAUCCAAUCAUCGUACACCCUUAGUCGACCUUGUUGGCCUCACCAAUAUUUCAAUUCACUUAACAAAUGUUGCUGCUAAAAAUAACAUGGCCCUUAUUCGCUCACUCGUCAAUAAAACCACAGACCCCAUAUUAAAAGCGCCAUUUGAAGUUUACCUCGAACUCUAUAACAGCAUUCUUGGUGAUCUAGAAUAUGCAAAAACUGCAUUGACAACUCAUGACUACUUCUCAGUAAAAGUUGCAUCUGAUAGUUGCAUGAUUGAUACUGAAAACUGUAGGGAUGAAUUAACAAGUAGUGCACCCCCUUUCCUACAAGAGAAUAAUGAGAUGCGUUAUAUUUGUGUAGAUUAG
Molecule: messenger RNA, 507 nt
Organism: Quercus lobata
Lineage: Eukaryota; Viridiplantae; Streptophyta; Magnoliopsida; Fagales; Fagaceae
Product: pectinesterase inhibitor-like
Exons: 1
Coding region: 1-507 (168 amino acids)
Biological process (GO): negative regulation of catalytic activity
Molecular function (GO): pectinesterase inhibitor activity
Source: RefSeq, a predicted model, not a curated record